UCUUACUCGGGGCGGGAAAGUAAUAGACGCGGUCUGUGGGGUCUGUGGGGUACGACUGAUGUGAUCUGUGGUGUGCGGCGGCGUUUCAUUGAAGGCAAGCCUGUGAAGAAACUGCAGCCUUUCCCGAAGGCGAUGGUGGCCUCGUGCGUCGCUCCCGGCUGCGUAAAUCGCGUGAAAACGCCAGGAAUUAGUUUUCAUCUGUAAGUAUGCAGCAACGUUGGCAACGUUCCGUACGCACGUUGCAACGAAUCUUGCUUUGAGCUGCCUAGGUGGCGCUACAUGCCGCCCGGUUAAAAAAACAAAAAGAAACCACGACCACCACGGCUUCUUUGGUACACCACGCGAAACCCAAGCACCUCAAGGGCGGCCAUCCAUCGCGACGCGGAACGCGCAGUUUUCAGGCCGUUCAAAAAGAGGGCUUCCCCCUGCCCCGCGUUCACGAAAUCCUGGCUUUGUCCACGGAUUCUGUCCCACGAUAAGUGUGCGUCCUUCGGGAAGACAUCGCACCUCGCGCCAUUCCUCACCAUGCCUUGCUGCGUAGCGUGGAACUGCCAGAACAGAUCUGACGGACCACAGGGGACUUCGUUUCACAAGUUCCCCUUGACCAGACCGGAGCUGCUCGAGCUAUGGUUGCACAAUCUGAACCGCGAGCCGGGGUGGGAGCCCAAUGUACGUUCCGUGCUCUGCUCGGACCAUUUCCUGGAGAAGUGCUUCGACAGGACUGGGCAGACGGUGCGGCUUCGUGCUGACGCCCUGCCCACCAUCUUCGCCUACCCGGAAGACCGUGUGCAGGACAUCAUAGAGACCGUGCCGGCAAGCGUCAAAAGUGCAUCAACAGGCAAGAGCGGAGGCGCCGCGACACCGGCGGAGGACAUGGAGUGCAUGGCCGUGUCCCCGCCGUCGUCCCCCGGGGGGAGCCCCGAUUCGGCCAGAGCACGGGAGGUGGCGGCGCUGGAGCACAGCUACCACGGCACGGCCACCGCGGCCAAGCGACAGGGCCCCGACGAUCGCGAAGUACUCAAGAAGAAGCUCAAGAUGUCACGGCAGAGGGUGCGGCGUCUCGAGGAGAAGGUCUCCAUGCUCAACGACAUGGUCUACUCUCUGCUCAACCAGACCAUCAUGGAGAUGUGACGGACUAGUCGGUGCCUUGGUCGACUCUCUCGGAACGUGCGGAAGGGCCGGCGCAGUUUGUUUUCGGCACUCGGCAGUAGACGAAAGGAAUGUCCGCUCGUUUGUUUCGUCGAACCACGAAACUAUGUGCAGUCUGCGAAACGCUCCGUGCCUAUUUACUCGUGCCCGGAUAUCGCGUGCAGGUGGUCUCGCGAUCCACGGAUACUCCGUUUCACCUUACGAUAAACUGACCGCAGUGGGUGCAACGAGCCAUCCCAGCGCCGUGCCCCUCUUCGAGAUUGCGUGGCACGACAUUGGACUGGCCUAGGCGACGUGUGGCAUCCGCUGUCGUAAGGUGAAACCAGGUGUGGCCACUGAGGAGUUGUAGAGAGUCUGUCUCGCUGAUUCACCGCAAGCCCAAGCUUCUCGUCUCAAGGAGCACUUUUGUUUCAGUAGCGCACGUGUGCAGCAGGCCUGCUCGGCGUUGCUCGCAGUUGUGCCGAAACCAACUAGCGAUGAAUUGUGCUCUAUGCCGGCCGUGCCCGGCGUUGCAUCGAGAACAUCAACGUAGAACGAAUAAAACGUUCAAAGAGUUUAAUAUCGAAAAAGUUGAAGAAAAGAAAAAUUUCACUGGUUCCUCCAGAAGUUUGGGUUCUGCUGGAGCCGUCGCUGGAAGUUGCUGUGCCACUGUUCCAACGCCCGCAUGGGGAAGAAGGUGUCGCCGGCCGGCGUCAUGGGGGCGCCACCGUACGACGCCAGGUGGUUGAAGAGACUCUCCAGCAUCUUGGUGCAGAACUCCGUGCUGGAGUCGAGCGGGGAAGCGGUCGCGGCCGGUGCCGCCUGGAACUGGAUUUGCGCCAGGGGCUCCACAGAGAUCCCGAGUUGGGCGACGCUGCAAAAGCCGUGCGACGAAAAAGCGUGCUCCGGCUGCGCGUCUGCGAGGGUAAAGACGAGUGAUGCUGUCAGUCCAGACAGAAAUCCAGUUGCCGCGGCAUCCGCAAGCUCGCCUCGUCGUUGCUUGGGGAAUCGGAGGGGCUUACCUUCUUUGUGCUUGGACACUUUGAAGAUGGCACUGGGCUUUUCGUUCGAAAUAAAGCCGAGGUACUGCCAGUUCCCGACGGCAUCCGGGCUCGGCCAGCUGAA
Molecule: messenger RNA, 2253 nt
Organism: Ixodes scapularis (black-legged tick)
Lineage: Eukaryota; Metazoa; Arthropoda; Arachnida; Ixodida; Ixodidae
Product: THAP domain-containing protein 1
Exons: 3
Coding region: 526-1131 (201 amino acids)
Molecular function (GO): sequence-specific DNA binding
Source: RefSeq, a predicted model, not a curated record